AUGGCAACGCCAAGCAAAGAUUAUAGAUAUUCAGUUGAGUUUAAUAUUCAUGCUGUUGAUGCACCCGGUACUCAUUUAGGAAGAACAGGUGAUAUUUAUUUAAAUAUAUGUCUAUUGGGUGUGCAUAAACGAACACGUUUAAUGCCACCUCAUUUACCAAUGCAUAUUGAUCAAAAACUUUUUUUUGAUAAAGUUUUUAAAUUUUGUUAUGAUGCUGAAGAAAUAAUUGAACGACUUGAACGUGAACAUGUUCUUAUUGAACUAAUUCAAAAUGAUAUUCCAUCACCUAUUCUUUUGGCUAGUUAUGAAAUACGUGCAAAAGAUUUUCUUUAUCCAUAUUCAUCGAAUCGUAUUGAAUAUACGGGUUUACGUCGUUAUAUUCUUCUUACUCGAACAAUUGAUUUUCCUGGAAUUUCACCUAGUUUUGAAUUUAGUACGAGUCCAUCUAUUGUUGAUGUAACUGGUCUUACAUUACCAACAACAAAAACUCGUGGAGAAAUAAAACUUCCAAAACGAUCGACAUCACCCGCUUGGAAACCACCAUCUGCAUAUUCAACUCGAUCUCGUUUGAAUGAUUCGGCAAAUGUUUCACGUUCAUUAACAUCACAUACAAUGUCAUCAGCACUAAGACAUGAUUAUGGACAACAAGAAACUCAAGAAAAAUUACGUGAAUUAGCUGUUGAUCGAGAUAUUAAUUAUGUAACUCCUAUUGAUAAAACAAAGGGACGGCCACCAUUUGUUGUUCGACAUGUUACUAAUGAUCUUAUUGGUCGUAAACCAAAAUCUCAUACUAUAUUUAAAGAUGGUUUAGUUAUUAAUAAUUAUACGCUAGCACGACCGGAAACUUCAGCCUCAUUAAAUUCAUUUGAUGGUGAUUUCAAUCGUUCUCGAUCACUUUCUCCUGUUCUUGGUCGAAGUUUCAGUUCAACAGGUGGACGAGCUCGUUCACUGUCACCAUCUCGUCGUUCACGAUCACCUUCACAAUAUUUAUAUAAUGAUUAUCAAGAUUAUACAGGAGAUAAUGAUAUCUAUUACAGUAGUCCACCACGGCAAUUAACGAGUCCUACAUUACUCCGUGAUUCAUUUCGUUAUCGUUAUCGCUAUUCACCAGCAGCUGAUCUUAGUGAUAAAGUUAUUAAUACUCUUCGUCGUAAUCUAAGUUCAUAUAGUUCUCGUCCAUGGCAUCAUUAUUAUUCAUCAUAUCGUUAUUCAGAUGGACACAUCGAUGAUGAUGAUGUACUCGAAAGAAAUCUUCGACUCACGCAAGAUUAG
Molecule: messenger RNA, 1272 nt
Organism: Rotaria sp. Silwood1
Lineage: Eukaryota; Metazoa; Rotifera; Eurotatoria; Philodinida; Philodinidae
Source: the annotation of a GenBank genome assembly